Parnassius mnemosyne (clouded apollo) is the source of this 1437-nucleotide messenger RNA. Lineage: Eukaryota; Metazoa; Arthropoda; Insecta; Lepidoptera; Papilionidae. The record is from the annotation of a GenBank genome assembly.
AUGAAACUCGAGAAGUGCAUAACCGUAGACAACAUCAACCAGAACCUGUUGAACGUGAAGUACGCGGUACGGGGACCCAUAUUGGAGCGUGCUCUGCAGAUCGAGAGGGAACUAGUAAAGGGAGUCCCUAAGCCAUUUAAGUACGUGGUUCGCGCAAACAUCGGCGACUGCCAUGCCUUAGGACAAAAGCCGAUCACCUUCAUUAGGCAGGUAUUGGCGCUGGCCGCAUGCCCGCAGCUCAUGUCGUCACCCGACGUGCCGGAGGACGUGAAGAAACGAGUGCAGGACAUUCUAGACGAUUGCACCAAAAGCUCAGUAGGUUCAUACUCUCCAUCUGCCGGCCUGACGCUGGUACGGAAGCAUGCGGCGGCGUACUUAUCAGCGCGGGAUGGAGUACCAGCGUCGUAUGAAGACAUCUACCUUGGCUCUGGAGCCUCAGACCUCAUCAAAGCUGUCCUUACCAUGUUCGUUAAGGACGCGGAUGGAAAACCGCCAGCGGUGAUGAUACCGAUACCGCAAUACCCACUUUUCUCUGGAACCUUGUCCGAGCUGGGACUACGCCAGGCUAACUACUACCUGGACGAGGAACAUAACUGGGCGCUGCAAGUCUCCGAGCUGGAGCGCAGCUGGCAGCAGGCGAGCGUGGACAGCCACGUGAGGGCGCUCGUUAUCAUCAAUCCGGGCAAUCCUACAGGACAGGUGCUGACUCGAGAGAACAUAGAGGAGAUCAUUAAGUUCGCGUACGAUCACGACCUGUUCCUUAUGGCAGAUGAGGUUUACCAGGAGAACAUAAUAAGCAAGCCGUUCCAUUCGUUUAAGAAAGUAAUGCACGAGAUGGGCCCGCCGUACAGCGGCAUGGAGCUAGCGAGCUUCGUGACGUGCUCGAAGGGCUGGGCGGCGGAGUGCGGUCUGCGCGCCGGCUGGGCGGAGCUGGUGCGGCUGCAGCGCGACGUGGCGGCCGCCUUCAGCACCGCCCGCGCCGUGCUGCAGUGCCCCACGGUGCUGGGCCAGUGCGCCGUCGACUGCACCGUAAAGCCUCCAUCCCCCGGAGAGGCUUCGUACCCACAGUUCUGUGCAGAGAGGCGAGAUAUUCACCGCGUGCUGGCUGAAAGAGCUGCUACUGCUUACAACACCUUCAACUCGAUACCCGGCUACUCGUGCAAUCCCAUUGAUGGAUCGAUGUUCGCUUUCCCACGUGUGAAAAUACCAGAAAAUGCUCAAAGAGCGGCGCUUGAACAAGAAAUAUCUCCGGACGAAUUCUACUGCCUGAGGCUUCUUGAGGAGACCGGUGUGUGCGUAGUGCCGGGCUCAGGAUUUGGUCAAAAACCGGGCACUUUCCAUUUUAGGACAACCAUCUUGCAUUCGAGGGAGGAAUUCCAGCACAUGAUGGAUUCCAUUCGUCACUUCCACCUGCAGUUUCUGCGGCAGUACUCAUGA